AAAUAAUGAAUAACAAAUAUGGCGCCUGUGAAGAAAGGCGUGCAGAGAAAACAUCUGAAAACAAGGAGAAAUGUUGUUUUAUGAAAUCUGUUAUAAGUUUCAGUUCUAUUUUGAGUUGCAUUUGGUAAUUUGAAGCAAGCCCUCAUUGAAAAAGUUAAGGAUGUAUUCAAUAUACAAACAAACUCAUCCUCCAACUGGGAUAGAACAUUGUGUGUAUUGUAAUUUCUUUAACACAUCAGAAAGAAAUUUGGUGCUUGCAGCUGUGAACAAGCUGUAUGUCUAUCGACUCAAUCCAGAUCCAGAGGAUGAAAAGAAUGAAAAAGAUGAACCAAGAAAGCCAGAUUACAAAAUGAAACAGAAAAUGGAGUGUCUUGCAACAUUUACUUUGUUUGGAAACAUCAUGUCCAUGAAAUAUGUGAAAUUGCCUGGAGCUCUCAGAGAUUCUUUAUUACUGAGUUUUUCAGAGGCAAAGUUGUCUGUAGUGGAAUAUGAUCCUGGAACGCAUGACUUACAAACAACAUCACUGCAUUUCUUUGAAGAGCCAUCAAUGAAGGGUGGAUUUUUUACCAACUACUGUAUCCCAGAAGUUAGAGUGGACCCAGAUGGACGCUGUGCAGCAAUGCUUGUCUAUGGCACCCACAUGGUGAUUCUGCCAUUCAGACGGGAUGUCAUGGUGGAAGAGGGGGACAAUUUAGCAGGCACUAGUAAGUCACCAAUUCUCUCCUCCUACAUCAUUGACCUGAGGAACUUUGAUGAGAAGAUUAUCAAUGUCAAGGACUUUCAGUUUCUCCAUGGUUACUAUGAACCAACUGUGUUUAUUCUGUUUGAACCUCUGCAAACUUGGGCAGGGAGAACAGCUGUGCGUGCUGACACUUGCAGUAUUGUUGCCAUCUCUCUCAACCUUCAGGAGAAGGUCCACCCUGUUAUCUGGUCCUUAGGUAGUCUCCCUUUUGAUUGCUGUCAAGUCCUAGCUGUUCCCAGACCAAUUGGUGGAGUUAUAAUCAUCGCUGUGAAUUCCCUGCUGUAUCUGAAUCAGAGUGUUCCACCUUAUGGAGUGUCCCUGAACAGCAUCUCGGCCCAGAGCACCUUGUUCCCACUACGUGUACAGGAGGGUGUGAGGAUUGCACUGGACUGCUGUCAGGCCGCCUUCAUGACUUAUGACAAGAUUGUCCUAUCCCUCAAAGGGGGAGAACUGUAUGUUUUAACCCUGGUUGUGGAUGGAAUGAGAAGUGUUCGUAGUUUUAACUUUGAUAAAUCAGCUGCCAGUGUUCUGACGUCGUGUAUGUGUAUAUGUGAAGAUGGGUUCCUCUUCCUUGGGUCUAGACUUGGAAAUUCUCUUCUUUUGAAAUACACAGAAAAGGCGUCUGAAAGUUUAGAAAAUGGAGAUCUGGAUAAAAAGAAGGAAGAUGAGCCAGCUGCAAAGAAGAAGAAAGUUGAAGGUUCAACUGAAAUAGCAUCUGAUGUAUCUCAGAUAGAGAACCUGUAUGAUUUAGAGGUGUACGGCAGUGCUGAGAACCCGACCAGUACCACAAUCACCAGCUACACAUUUGAGGUUUGUGAUAACAUCUGGAAUAUUGGUCCUUGUGGGAACAUUGUGAUGGGUGAGCCAGCCUUCCUGUCGGAGGAGUUCAGUAGUUGUGAGGACCCAGACAUAGAGAUGGUCAUGACCUCUGGCUACGGGAAGAACGGGGCGCUGUCUGUCCUACAGAGAAGCAUUCGCCCCCAGGUUGUCACAACGUUCGAGUUACCGGGCUGUCUGGAUAUGUGGACAGUGAAAAGUCUUGUCCCAAAAGAGAAGUCACAGGAAGACAAGGAGAAUUCUAUGGAGGACGAUUCCGAUGAUAAUAUAGAGGGAGGCCACUCUUUCCUCAUUCUGAGUCGCAGCGACUCUAGCAUGAUUCUGGAGACUGGUCAGGAAAUGAAUGAGUUGGACCACAGUGGCUUCAGCACUCAGACCACUACCAUAUUCGCUGGUAACAUUGGUGGGGACCGGUAUAUUGUGCAGGUGUCCGACACCAGUCUCAGGCUCCUGGAAGGAGUGAGACAGAUUCAACACAUACCCUUGGACACUGGGUCCCCUGUGGUGCAGUGCUCUUUGGCUGACCCGUACAUUGUGUUACUGACCCAGGAGGGUCAGAUCUUGAUGUUCACCCUCAGGACCGAGUCUGUGGGGCUAGGGGUUCGUCUAGUGAUGGGGAAGCCGUCCAUAUCUCAGCACUCCAAGGUAGAAGUGAUCAGUGCCUACAAAGAUGUGAGUGGUUUGUUCACCUGUAUGAAUCAGAUGGAAGACGUCCAGGUGACCCCAGACACCAAGGCAACCAAAACAGUGACCGAGAGGUCCUUCAGCAUUGAUGCCAAAACGGCAGAUGAGGAGGAUGAGCUUUUGUAUGGAGAAACCGAAAGCAAUGUGUUCAACAGCUCAUUUAACAUGGGACAGACUGCAGAAAUGGAAAGUCCCACAAAGGAGAAGAAACAGACUGAGGCUAAACCCACUUACUGGCUUCUGUUAUGUCGUGAGAACGGAGUCUUAGAGAUAUACAGUAUCCCUGACUAUAAAAAGGUGUACUAUGUGAAGAAUUUCCCAAUGGGUCAAAAGCUCUUAGUUGACUCUGUACAGGUCACAGAUAAAUUAAGCUCUGGAGAGAGACAAGAGAAGGUGAAUGCAGAGUGCCCUGCCCUGAAGGAGUUACUGAUGGUGGGCCUGGGGUACAAGGAUUCACGUCCACAUCUUCUGGCCAGAGUUGAGGACGAUUUAUAUAUCUAUGAGGCGUUCAGCUAUCCUCAGUCCUCUAUUGACAAUCACCUGAAGCUGCGAUUUAAGAAAAUUCAACAUGAUCUCAUUCUGAGAGAGAAGCGCUCAAAAAGUAAGAAAAAGGAUCCGGAGGAGUUCCAAAAGGAAGAGAAGAAAGUGGGCAAAAUGAGAUAUUUCAAAGACGUAGCUGGUUACAGUGGGGUGUUUGUCUGUGGUGCUUAUCCCCACUGGAUAUUUGUCACAUCGCGGGGCAGUCUAAGGAUCCACCCCAUGGGGAUAGAUGGCCCAGUCUGGUGUUUCUCAGAGUUCCACAACAUCAACUGUCCUCAUGGAUUUCUAUAUUUCAACAGAAUGGGAGAGCUGCGAAUCAGUGUGCUGCCCACCCACCUGACCUAUGACGCCCCCUGGCCCGUUCGCAAGGUGCCCCUCCGCUGUACACCUCAUUUUGUGGCCUAUCAUUUUGAGAAUAAGAUAUAUGCUGUAGUGACGAGCACACCAGAGAUCUGUAACAAACUCCCAAAGACCACUACAGAGGACAGGGAGUGGGAUACCAUAGAGAAAGAUGAGAGAUUCAUAUAUCCAACCAUUCCCCGAUUCACCUUACAACUAUACAGUCCUACAUCAUGGGAAGUUGUGCCAAAUACAAAAAUUGAAUGUGAAGAAUGGGAGCAUGUAGUGAGCAUGAAGACCAUUAGACUGAGAUCUGAAGAAACCUUGUCAGGGUUCAAGUCAUACAUUGUCAUGGGGACCAACCUGUCACUAGGGGAGGAGGUCACAUCUAGGGGGAGGGUAAUCAUUGCAGAUAUCAUAGAAGUUGUGCCUGAACCAGGCAUGCCUUUGACCAAGCACAAAAUUAAGACUUUGUAUGAAAAGGAACAGAAGGGACCAGUCACAGCUCUAGCAGACAUCAAUGGACUCCUGAUCACAGCUAUAGGGCAGAAGUUGUACAUUUGGCAGCUAAAGGACAAUGAUCUGAUGGGUGUGGCCUUCAUUGACACCCACAUCUACAUCCACACCCUGGUCACCAUCAAACACAUCAUCCUGGCUGGGGACAUUCUCAAAAGUGUGUCUGUCUACCAGUACCAGGAGGAGCACAAAGUCCUGUCCAUUGUCAGCAGGGACCCCAGGCCUUUAGAGGUGUACACUGCAGACUUUCUGAUAGACAACACACAGUUGUGCUGCCUAGUGUCUGACAGAAUGAAGAACCUGGUCGUGUACUCCUAUCAACCAGAAGCGAGAGAGAGCCAUGGUGGACAGCGACUGAUUCGUAAAGCGGACUUUAAUGCUGGCUCCAACGUCAGCAGUAUGUUCCGAGUUCGCUGUAAGCUCUACGAUCCGUCCUCAGACAAACGCAUGACAGGCACUCCGGAGAAGAGGCACAUCACCUACUUUGCAACAUUGGAUGGCAGCUUGGGGUUUGUAUUGCCUCUCUCGGAGAAGGUCUACAGACGACUGUUCAUGUUACAGAAUGCCCUGGUCACUCACAUUCCACACGUAGCCGGCCUCAACCCCAGAAGUUACAGGCAUGUAAUUGGAACUUUUCCUGAACUGAGAAAUCCUCAGAAAAACAUACUUGAUGGAGAACUUCUCUGGAAAUAUACCAACUUAAGUAUCAUGGAAAAGAUAGAGAUAGCGAAGAGGUUGGGAACAUCCAAUGAUCAGAUCAUGGAUGAUUUGAUGGAAAUUGACCGUCUAACCGCUCAUUUCUGAACAUGUUAUUCCAAAGAAUACAUUGUGAGAGACAAGGAUUGAGGACAUUAAACCACAGGACUGUGAAGUGCUAUGUGUAUAUAAGUCUCUAAUCGAGGCAAUGGAAUGACCCCAAACUUUAUACUAGUAUUCAAUGCUUUGUUCAAAGGAGCCUAGCUCUAUACAUGUAGAUUGACUAUUCAAGUACAAUACUGCACAAGAGAGGUGUUUUAAACAUUUAUAUUUCAUGACACAUUUAAUUUCAUCUUUUGUAAAUGCGUGUACAUUGUCCUACAAUUUUUUGUGGUCCACUCCCUCAGGAUCUGUUCCUGAAUCAGGCAUAAAUGUUUUGUUGAAGAAUAAAAGAUUAUUAUGACUA
Molecule: messenger RNA, 4820 nt
Organism: Magallana angulata
Lineage: Eukaryota; Metazoa; Mollusca; Bivalvia; Ostreida; Ostreidae
Product: cleavage and polyadenylation specificity factor subunit 1-like
Exons: 37
Coding region: 161-4462 (1433 amino acids)
Cellular component (GO): mRNA cleavage and polyadenylation specificity factor complex; nucleus
Molecular function (GO): protein binding; nucleic acid binding
Source: RefSeq, a predicted model, not a curated record